UACCUUACGAUAUCUUGCAAUGAUGGAGAACCACAAUACCAGCAGCUAUCCGACUAAUAGUGGUGAUGAUGGAUCGCACAUCGGAGCCAUCUUGGGCAUGGUAACCUAUACUUUCCUGGGAGUUGCCAUCAUGUUUUCUAACUUCAUAGUCAUGAUAACCUACUGGACAGAACGUCGUGUCUGGCAGAACAUCUCUCAUCUUUUUAUCCUCCACCUUUCCAUCGCGGACUUCUUGGUGGGGUUAUCUAUCUUUCCUUUGACCAUUACUAUCAUGUCAGCAGGUCACUGGCCCUUCGGUGAGAUCGCCUGUAAGAUAUUAACCGCUUUCAACUACAUGGUGACGUUUAUACCAGGCCUUUUCAUCCUGGCUGUUACUGCUUUCCGUCUGUUCCUCGUCACAAAUAUCAGUCGGGAAAAUGUCGUCAGGCGUGAACAUGUGAUGUGGGUAAUCUUUGUUCUCUGGGUAGCAACCAUCGGCAUCUACCUCUUCCUGGCAUUUGCCUGGCCGGGCAUUGCUGGAAGUGAUUCCGUUAAUUACAAUUCCGAGUGUCUCUUGGAAUACACUUUCAAUAAGCCCAUAUCACUUUUCAUGAUAUUCUUUGAAUUCGUGAUUCCCUUUAUGCUUCUACUCUCCAUCAGCUUUUGCCUCUUCUGGAAGAUCCGACAGAGAUCCAGAGGUAUCAGGAAUACAUCGUGGCGAGUAUCCGAGACGACGUGCUCCCACAACAGCCCACGAAGAAACAAAUCGCUCGAUAAAAAACAAUUAGCAAAACAAGACCGCUGUAAAAGUAGUCAAAAGGUGACUUUAGAAGAUGGUCCUAAAGGCCUGCACCAAUUGAAACUUCAGGAAGCAGGAGAAUCUUCAUCUAGUUCUGGUACACACAAUGAGAAGGAAAACAACGAAGUACAAGAGAAGUGUUCUAGUGAUAAAGAAAAUGCUAAUGUAGAUGUUAAAGGAAAUGCUUAUUUGUGUGCAAACACGGACAACCAAUUUGAGGUUUCUGGAGUUUCCCCAUCUCAACAAACCUCUGCAGGUACCAUUCCUCGUGUUGGAACUCGGGCAGUUGCAGGAGAUUCCUUCCAAAAUAAAACAUUGGCGGACCAUGGGACUGAGACAAGUCAGCAAUCAGGCAGAGACUCCCUCAGAGGACAUCGAAAGGCUGCCGUCAUGCUGUUUGCCAUCGUGGCAGCAUUCGUAAUCUGUUGGUUACCAUACGUCAUUCUCUCCACCCUAAUCCUAGACCACAAUGACAUUGUUUCUUCGUCGGUUUUUGAAGCAAUUAGUGGGUUUCUGUACCUGAACUCUCUCAUAAAUCCCGCCCUCUAUGGCAUGACCAACGUUCAUUUUAGGCGAGGAUUCAUCAAGGUUCUUCAUCUGCCGCGGCGGUGGCUCCGGUAGAUGACUCUAAGAGAGACUUUACAGGCCUAUUGGUCCAUUUCCACAUUAUAGAGUAUAAAAAAGGGUGUCAUCGAAGAGAGAGAGGGAGAGAGAGAGAGAGAUAGAGAAACAAAGAAUUAAAGAAAAGGAAAGAAAGAAAGAAAGAAAGAAAGAGAAAAGAGUAUUCAAGAAAAAAAAAUCGUGAUGCUUAUUGGAUGUAAGUGCCAGGUAAUAUAGUGUGCUAUGUAUAUAAUAAUUCAGAUAGCUAUUUUUUAAGAGGAAUCACACUAUAUCAUGUAUACUAUAUUGCAAAGAAGGCUAUAGCUGCACAAUAUCUAGAGUCUAGACGCUCGAUUCGAUACAUCAAGGAUUUACACUGUACACACAUAUUCUGGUAUUGUUGACUCGCGUUCGUUUCAUAUUCAUUUUCCAUGUUAUAACUUUAUCCCCUCACGUACUUUCCCUCAUUUUCAUAUGUUAUAAAUAAAACAAACAUGCCCACUGUCCACACGUUGGUAUCAAUAGUGUAUUUCGUUUUUAAUGUAAAAUAAAA
Molecule: messenger RNA, 1931 nt
Organism: Lytechinus pictus (painted urchin)
Lineage: Eukaryota; Metazoa; Echinodermata; Echinoidea; Temnopleuroida; Toxopneustidae
Product: muscarinic acetylcholine receptor DM1-like
Exons: 1
Coding region: 20-1399 (459 amino acids)
Biological process (GO): chemical synaptic transmission; G protein-coupled receptor signaling pathway, coupled to cyclic nucleotide second messenger
Cellular component (GO): dendrite; plasma membrane
Molecular function (GO): G protein-coupled serotonin receptor activity; neurotransmitter receptor activity
Source: RefSeq, a predicted model, not a curated record